Beta vulgaris subsp. vulgaris (sugar beet) is the source of this 1029-nucleotide messenger RNA. RefSeq lists its product as uncharacterized. Bases 1 to 1029 code for a protein of 342 amino acids. The transcript is spliced from 2 exons. Lineage: Eukaryota; Viridiplantae; Streptophyta; Magnoliopsida; Caryophyllales; Amaranthaceae. The record is from RefSeq and is a predicted model, not a curated record.
AUGGAAGAUUUUCUUGAUAUCCCUAAUCCUUUCGUAAUCUCUACUUCACUAACUUCAUCUUCUUCUCUUUUUUCUCCUUCUAUUUCACAUCAUAUUCCUUCUACAUCAUCUACUACUGUUUCUACUGAUCCUACUCCCACCUCUCCUCCACCACCCAGAAUUUCUACAAGACCUAAAUACACACCCAAAUACCUUGAUUCUUAUGUUUGUGCUGCACAACAACUUACUUCUCAUUGGUGUAACAUUGUCCUUUAUGAUCAUCUCCCUCAAUCAAGUAAAGCUCUCAUCAGUAUAACAUGCUCUUUAGUUGAACCUACAAGCUACCUAGAAGCUUCUCAAGAUGAUGGUUGUGUUCAGGCUAUGCAAAAAGAACUCACUGCUCUAGAAAACACUGGCCCUCAUCUUCCUACUAUUAAACAUCUCAAGUCUCACUUGAAUCUUGUAUUCAGUAUUAAGGACUUGGGGAUCUUAAAUUAUUUUUUGGGCAUUGAGGUCACUCACCUUCAUGGAGGUAUCAUUUUAACCCAAAAGAAGUUCACUAAGGAGUUACUUGAAGAUUGUUGCUUGGAUGUUUCAAGGUCUGCUAAAACUCCUUUACCUAUCAAUGAGAAACUUCUCACUGAUGAAGGAGAAUUCACCGAUCCAGUCCAGUAUAGAUGUUUAGUGGGCAAACUAAACUUCCUAACCCACACCAGGCCUGGUAUUUCUUUUGCUGCAAAAACACUGAGUCAGUUCAUGCAUAAGUCAGGGCUGCCUCACUUGCAAGCUCUCAUUCAUGUUCUCAGAUACAUAGCUCACAUUAGUGGUCAAGGCAUUCUUUUACAAGCUACUAACACUCUCAUCCUCCAGGCUUACUCUGAUUCUGAUUGGGGAUCUUGUCCCAACACCAGGAGAUCUGUCACGGGCUAUGUAUUGUUACUAGGCAACUCUCCAGUUUCUUGGAAAUCCAAAAAGCAAGGCACUAUUUCCAAGUCUUCUAGUGAAGCUGAAUAUAGAGCAAUGGCUGCCACUACCUCAGAAAUCACCUAG